AUGUCAACUGAAUCGACUGUCAAAUCAAGACAACAACCUCCAUGGCAUGUUCCUUCUGCCAAGACAGUACCCACUUUAAAACUCCAAAACUCACUUACCAAAUCAAAGAAUGAAUUUGUGCCUAGAGAUGGCAGACGUGUCACUUGGUAUAACUGUGGUCCCACCGUCUACGAUGCCUCUCAUAUGGGUCAUGCCCGUACGUAUCUCAGUAUGGAUAUCAUUCGUCGUGUACUUGAAGACUACUUUAAAUACGAUGUCUUGUUUGUUCAGAAUAUCACUGAUAUCGACGAUAAAAUCAUUUUACGCGCUCGUCAACAAUACUUGUUCGAAAACCUCAAGAAGGAAACAACUGCAUUAGACCAAACGAUCAUUCAACAAACAGAAGAAGCUUGGCUAGAAUAUGCUAAUGCCAAACUUAAGAAGUUGAAUGCCACGCUUGUCAGUUUGGCAACUAGCAAUUGGACUGAAUUUGCUCAAACGAUGACACCCGAAGAAGUUGCAAAGGCUGUUGUCUUGGAUGAAAAGUUCAAAAUGAUCUAUACUGCUUUGGAUACUUCUUUUGCUGCUAUUCAACAAGCCAAAGCUAGUUUAGACAAGGGUGACAAGUCAAAAGAAGCUGUGGAUACACUUUUGAUUGCUUCUCAAGAUAUUUUAUCUGUCUAUCUUGAUGCUAGAAAAGGAAACCAAGUCAAUGAUCCUAAGAUUUUUAGAGAACUUCCUGCUUACUGGGAAGCCAAAUACUUUGAAGACAUGGAAGCCUUGAACGUGCGUGCCCCUGAUGUUCAAACCAGAGUGAGUGAAUACAUUCCUGAAAUCAUUGACUAUGUCCAAAAGAUCAUUGAUAAUGGUUAUGGUUAUGUUGCUGAUGGAUCUGUCUAUUUCGACACAUCUCGUUAUGAUGGCCACCAUGGUCAUCACUAUGCUAAGCUUGAGCCUUGGUCCAAGGGUGACACUGCUCUAAUUGAAGAUGGCGAAGGUUCUUUAGGCAGCAAACUUCAAGGUAAAAAGAGUCCCAAUGAUUUUGCUUUAUGGAAGGCUUCUAAGCCUGGAGAACCUGUCUGGCACUCUCCUUGGUCUGAAGGUCGUCCUGGCUGGCACAUUGAAUGUUCUGUCAUGGCCAGUGCUGUCCUGGGCGAGAACAUGGAUAUUCACUCGGGCGGUGUGGAUUUAGCUUUCCCUCAUCACGACAAUGAAUUAGCUCAAGCAGAAGCUCAUUUCGACUGCAACCAAUGGGUCAAUUACUUUUUACACGCAGGCCAUCUUCAUGUCGAAGGCCAAAAGAUGAGUAAGAGUCUCAAGAACUUUAUCACGAUCAAUGAAGCACUCAAGACUUACACGGCUCGUCAGCUCCGUAUCUUCUUCUUGUUGCACCAAUGGGACGCCAAGAUGGACUUCAAAAAGUCAAGCAUGCAAGAAACAAUUCAAUUGGAACAGAUCAUCAAGAACUUCUUUGAUAACACUAAGGCGCUUGUGUAUAAGGUAAACCAUGAUGGCUCUCGUGGAGCUACUGUCUUGGCUGAUGGGUCCAUUACACAUCGCUUUAGACAAGAUGAAAAGGACUUGCUUGCCUUAUUACAAACCAAGCAAGAUGCUGUUCAUGCUGCUCUUUGUGAUUCUAUCAAUACACCUGUUGCCAUGAAUGAAAUUAUGGAUACCAUCAGUGCCACAAACAAGUACAUGGCUGCUCAAGGUGCUAAAGGCGUCAAUACGCAUCUUUUAACCAAGGUCGCUACAUGGGUGACUCACAUGCUUAAGAUCUUUGGUGUUGCUGAUCAAGGUAUUGAUAUUGGUUUUGGUGCUGCUGUUGGCCAUGAAAACUCAGGUAAUACAGAGGAAGUCUUGAUGCCUUACUUGAGAGCACUUUCUUCUUUCAGAGAUCAAGUCAGAAUUGGUGCUCGUCAAAAGGUAGAGCACACUGAAUUCUUAAGACUCUGUGAUUCCCUUCGAGACAAUCAAAUGGUUGAUCUCGGUGUCUCUUUGGACGAUCAAGAAGAUGGUACUGCCCUUGUCAAGCUUGUUUCUCGCGAAGAAUUGAUUCAGGCCCGUGAAAAGAAAUUGGCCAUGGCAGCAGAAAAAGAAGCCAAAAAAGCUGCUGCUGCUGCUGAACGUGAACGAAAGCGUUUAGAGAAACUUGAAAAGGGCAAACUUGCUCCACAAGAUAUGUUUAAGCAAUCAGACGAAUUCUCUAAAUUUGAUGACCAAGGUUUCCCUACACAUGCAAAAGAUGGUGAAGAACUUACCAAGAGCAGAAAGAAGAAGCUUCAAAAGGAAUAUGAUAAUCAAAAGAAGCUUCAUGAAGAAUACCUCAAAGAAGUUCAAAAAUAA
This is a messenger RNA of Gilbertella persicaria, 2325 nucleotides long. Its product is annotated as cysteinyl-tRNA synthetase. The transcript is spliced from 4 exons. The record is from RefSeq and is a predicted model, not a curated record. Gene Ontology annotation, cellular component: cytoplasm. Lineage: Eukaryota; Fungi; Mucoromycota; Mucoromycetes; Mucorales; Choanephoraceae. Bases 1 to 2325 code for a protein of 774 amino acids. Gene Ontology annotation, molecular function: ATP binding; cysteine-tRNA ligase activity. Gene Ontology annotation, biological process: cysteinyl-tRNA aminoacylation.